GCUAUUGUGCUGUGCUUUAGGCUUCAUUUUACUAAAAACAGUACUACUAAUAAUACUGCUUCUGCUACCGUAAGGCAGCUGGUUUCGGCUGUAUUUGAAAGAAUUGCACUUGAAGAUUUUUGUCCUUCUGAUGAAUCUACUAAUCUGUCUAAUGUAAAUUUGGAGGAAUUAAAAGGUGGGAGCCGGAUACCACCAAAGUCCUUACCUUCUCAUGCGGCUGAUGGUUUUAUGCUAUUUCAGGAUUUAGUUCAGUUAGUUAAUGCCGAUCAACCAUUUUGGUUAAUUGGUCUUACAGAGAUGACGAGAACGUUUGGUUUGGAACUACUUGAGUCUAUUUUGUCAUCCUUUCCUGAUGUUUUUUUCAAGCAUGUUGAGUUCAAUUUUCUACUGAAGGAAAGAGUCUGUCCUCUGAUCAUUAAAUUAUUUUCACCAAAUAUCAAAUAUCGCCAAGGCGUGCAGAAUGUUGGGCAAACUACGACUACAUCUGAUAAACCAUAUUUUCCCAUAUCUAUGCGCUUACUACGCAUUGUAUCUAUAUUGAUACAGAGCUAUUACAAGAUGUUAGUUACAGAAUGUGAAAUAUUUUUGUCAUUAAUUGUGAAGUUUUUAGAUGUAGACAAGCCUUCAUGGCAAAGAGCUCUUGCUCUGGAAGUAUUACAUAAAAUGUGCAUUCAACCAGAGUUAUUAAAAUCUUUCUGCCAGUGUUAUGACAUGAAGCCACACAGCACAAAAAUAUUCAAAGAUAUUGUGAAUGCUCUGGGUUCCUAUGUUCAAUCAAUGUUCAUAUCUACCAAUGCUGGGAAUCCUGUGUUAUCAAGUACAUUAUCAAGUGGUACUCCACCUCCCUCUGCUGUGCAAGGUCAGCCACCAGCUUUAGUUGCUGGAUUGCCAGUUGGACCUGGAGUUACACCACAGGCUGCAUUUUUGUAUCGUGGCAUUUGGCUUCCUAUGAAUCCUGUACCAUCUGGAACUUGUAAACCUGUGUUUUUAGAACUUCUUGAUAGAUUAGAAGCACCGGGUGUACCUGAUGGCUAUGGAAUUUCUGUUGCAUAUUCCUGUCUUUUAGAUGUUAUAAAUAGCAUUGCAGCUAUCAUUCAGCAUGAAAAACCUUCAGACACUUGUUCCCAGGACGAAUCAGAUUUACUUAACAAACAAGAAGUUUCUGAUUUGCCUCAUGUAAAACAAAGUUCUAAAACUGAGCAAACAUCUGAAAAUGAUCCAGUUUGUGAUCAACCAAGUGAUGAAUGCCCUCCUGAGCUUUCAGAACAAAUAGUGAAUUCAACAUGGUGUGGACUUUUAGCGGCAUUUACUCUGCUCAUUGAUGCAAGUACUGAUGAAACUGCAACUGAAAAUAUCCUUAAAGCCAUGCAGAUUUAUAGCAGCAUAUGUGGUACAUUAAAUAUGACAACUCCUCGAGAUGCUUUUAUUACAGCCAUGUGCAAAGCAUCCCUGCCACCUCACUACACUUUAACUGUUCUGAACUCAAAUUUGCUCAAAUCAGAUGUAAAAGGAGAUAGAAGGCGAGAUUGUGAUGACUUGAUCCAUAGUGGUGUUAAUUGUAACAAUCUCUCUGGAGCAGCUCAGUUUCCCUUAGGUCUCUACUUAGGAAGUUGUGAUGGUCAUGAAAUGAGACAGCAAGUUGUAGCUGUUGGGACACCUCUUCCCACAGCAUCUUUACCACUUGGAGCUCAACAAGGCCCAGUUAUGUUGACUGCUAAAAAUUUACAGUGCAUGAGAGCUGUGCUUAGUUUAGCCCAUUGCCAUGGAGCUGUUUUGGGUACCUCGUGGCACCUUGUGCUUACAACGUUACAACAUCUUGUAUGGAUUCUUGGUUUGAAACCGUCUACUGGGGGAAGUCUAAAGGCUAGUCGAUCAACUGAUUCCGCUAAUGCUGUCAUAACUACUGCAGUUAUGGCUGAUUUACCUGUGCUAUCAGCUAUGCUAUCUAGAUUGUUUGAAAGUUCUCAGUACCUGGAUGAAGUUGCUUUACAUCAUCUAAUAGAUGCCCUGUGUAAAUUAUCUUCAGAAUCAAUGGAGCUUGCAUAUACAAACAGGGAACCAUCUCUGUUUGCUGUAGCAAAGCUGCUGGAAACAGGUUUAGUAAAUUUAUUUCGUGUUGAAGUUCUUUGGAGACCUGUCACUAACCAUUUGCUUGAAGUAUGUCAACAUCCACAUAUCAGAAUGAGGGAAUGGGGAGCAGAAGCUGUAACAUUUUUAGUAAAAGCUGCUCUUUUUCAUAAAUAUGAACCAUCUCUAAAGGAAAACAAAAAACUGCAAAUUAUGCUUCUAAGUCCUUUGCAAGAGCUUUCCUCAUCUGCAUAUAAUCCAUAUCCAGACAUACGUCAGAAACAACUAGAUUGUGCACUUCAGGUUCUUCAUAGUAGUGGUGACAUAAUAUCCAGUGGGUGGCCUCAGCUUUUGGAUGUAAUUGGUGCUAUAAAGGAAGAUCAUAGUGAGGCUUUGAUAAGGUCAGCUUUCCAGUGCCUUCAGCUAGUAGUUGCAGAUUAUCCACCUGUUAUGCCUUGCACUUGUUUGCAACUUUGUGUUGAUGCUGCUGCGAAGUUUGGUUCCCAAACUCAAGAAUUAAAUGUUUCAUUGGCUGCAGUUGGUCUGUUGUGGAAUAUUGCGGAUCAUUUAUUUCAAAAUGAAGAAAAAAUUUCGCAAGGCUUGUUAUCUGCAACAGAAGAAGAGCUGUCUAUUUUGAAUUCUGUUCAAAUACCAAGUUAUGGUUUUCCAUUACUACCAUUUGAUCGACUGUGGCUAAGUUUAUUCUGUAGAUUAGGAGAUCUGUGUGUUGAUUCAAGACCUGCAGUUCGUAAAAGUGCUGGACAAACAUUGUUUUCUACUCUAGGUGCUCAUGGAUCUUUAUUGCAGCAAACUACAUGGGAAGUUGUAUUAUGGCAGGUUUUGUUUCCAUUACUGGAUAGGGUGAGAUCUUUGUCUGGUACGGCAUCAACAGAUAAAAUUACAGAUAUGGGAGGAAAUAUACUUAUUCAUCAUUCAAGGAACACUGCUCAGAAACAAUGGGCUGAGACUCAAGUUCUUACUCUGUCAGGUGUUGCUCGGAUAUUUCAUACAAAACGAGAUGUUCUUCAAACACUUCGAGAUUUUCCUAGAGCAUGGGCAUUGCUUUUGGAAUUCAUAGAAAGCUCCUCAUUGAGCAAGAAUAAUGAAGUGUCAUUCUCUGCAUUGAAAAGUUUUCAAGAAAUUUUAAACAUAAGCAGAUAUCAAGAUGUUAAGAUUGAUAAAAUAAAGAAUGAGAUUGUUCCAUCUGAAGAGGAUGAUGCUUCUUCUGAGAGAACUGUUAGUGAAGUUGCAUUAUGGAGUGCUGCAUGGAAAGUUUGGUAUAACAUCGGGAUAGAGAGUACAAAACCUCCUCCAGACAGGCUUAUAGACAGUGCUCAUUCUAAAAAUGACUAUUCUAUGCUCUAUGUGCCUGCACAACAAUUUUUGACAGCAUUAAUUCACAUAUUUCCAUCCUUAUUUCAGCAUAUUAAGGGAAGAUUUGUUUCAGCAGAUUUUCAAAAAUUAGCUACUGUUUUGCAAAAUGCUGUUGCUGUGCCUGUGCAUGGUGAAACAUCACCAUUUAUUUUACCUUCCUUAACUGAAGUUGUAUUGACACCACUGCAAGAUGCUGUUUUGCAAGCUAUGCACAUAUUACUAAAGGAAGCUUUAAAUGAAAAUGAAAAUCUUGUGUCCCUCCUGCCUGCCAUUUUCAACCAGUUACUAGUAUUUUCUUCAUAUGCUUGCAAUGCACCACCUUAUGGACAACUGAGAACUCGUGCUUUUGUAAACAUGAAAAUUUCAUCGACAGACUGGGUUACAAUGAAUUUUGUUCCAUUCGGUGAGAAAGCUCUGGAAAUGGUAGUUAGUGCUUACCAGCAAACUGCACAACAAACAAAUGUUAUAAAGUCACAGGUUUUGCAUUCCAUUAUAAAGUCACUUCGACUGCCAUUAAGUAUGAAGUAUGCUUGUCCUUCUCAAAUGACAUGGAAGUUAGCAGUGAAUGCUUUAUUGAAAGUUUUGUAUUCUGGACUGCCCGUUGCUCGUCAAUAUCCUGCCCAGUUUGAAGGUAUGUGGAUUGAUCUUGCAUAUGCAUUGGAGGAUUUCCUGUUUCCUGCCAGCUUGCCAUCUCCUACACAAAGCCUUGAAGAUCAGCAAUGUGAUGAGGCACUGGAUUGUAAGAUUAUACAUCUCGUGCGGGAUGGAAUUUUGCCAUAUGCAAAUCAACUUCCACGAGAAUUUAUCACCAGAAUUGUCACCUUAUUAAAUAAAGGUUCAAUUCAUUCUGCUACAAAUAACAGUCCAGUUGACAUUGAUUCUAGUAGAAAACUUAGAGAAGAGUUUGCAAAAUCAUGCUUUGAAACAUUGCUGCAGUUCUCAUUUCUAGAAAGUGGGAUUGAUAUUGAUGAUGAUGGUGUUGUGAAUUUAUUGGCAGUAACUUCUCUUCUUCAUAGAUUUAAAGAAGUAAUUCAUAAGUAUGCUGAAGAUGAAAGACUUAGUGGAAAAUGCCCUUUACCUAGGCACAGAAUGUCUGAAAUAUCUUUUGUCCUGAAGGCUGUAGCUACAUUGGCUAAAUCAUUGAAAAAGGCUGACCCUGAGAAAGUUGAAUGGACUAUUUGGGAACAGCUGAUUUCUCUUUAUCCAAGUCUUGUUGACUGCACAACCUCAACGUCAGCUCAAGUGUGCUGUUCACUUCGUGAAGCCUUGCAUGAAUAUGCUGAUUUAUUGGAACCACCUAAGAAUGUGCUCAAUGGAAGUUCAUGAUAUAAACAUAUUGUACAUUUCCCCCAUAUUUUCAUGAAGCGCUGUUCACUUUAUAAGUGAAAUAUGUGAUUCUGAACUCAGUGCAUUUCAUUGCCAAAUAGUCUACUGAAUGCCUCAAUCUUUUAUAAACAUGAUGUGGUUGUUCUGUCUGCACACAGUUGCCAUAAAUUUAUAACUUUGGCCUCUACAUUGUAAUGAAAGAUGUAUGAUUGUGAUUCACUCAUUUAAAUCUAAAUGAAAGAAUGUGGCAGCAAUAUGUAUUAGAAUUAUUUUAUGUAUUCCCUUUUCUUUCAAGCAGAGUUUUACUACAUAAUUAUGUUUAUAAUAAAAAAUUAUAAAUAUUUUGAAUAGGUAAUACUAAUUUUAUGUUGAGAUAUUGUCUUAAUUUAUUUACACCCAAGGGAGAUGCAUAUUGUUUUUGAAAUAAUUUAGAUUGAAUUACUUUUUCAGUACCUGCAUUUCAAUGAAAAUGUAUUCCCUUCUAAGUGUUAUUUUGUAGCUAUAUAUUAUGUUUGAAGUUUAUAUGUAUCGUGAUUUUUUCUUCUGUAUUGUUGUGUUUUUAAAUUUGCAUCAUGUUACAUAAAACGUCUGUGCCACCUUUUUAAGGAAUAUGCAGUAAAUCUCAUACUUAAGAUUAUUUUGAUGUAAUUGGAAUUAAAAUAUUAUGUUUCAAAUAUUUUAGCAAGUACAACUUGUGAUAUUUAUUCAGAUUUUGUGCAGAUCUGUGAUAAAUGUUAUUUUGUAUUUUAGUGGUUACAAAGUAAUUACUGUAAUGGUUCAGUAUAAUAUUAAUGCCAAUUUAGUAAAAAAUGAAUUUUAAUUGCAUUUUGUUGUAAUUUCUUGAACUAUGAAUUAAUUACAAAAUUAAAUGAUGGAUGUAUAUUAUAUAUGAGACUUCUUCUAAGACUAUGAGUAAUAAUCUCGUUUCUGAAAGAAGAAAAUAUAUAUUUUAAGCAUUUAGAAAUGUAUUCAGUUCUGCACUUUUACCUGUGCAUUUAAAGGUUAAUGCUGCAAGUAACUAAAAUUGCUACUUUAUGCUAAUAUGUUUUGUCUAUACCUUGCAAUGAAUACUGUUUCGCGUAUACCGAUUUUUUUUAUUACAUUUUAUGCAUUGGGUCAUUUGCAAAUAGUAGUGAAUGUUUUGAAAACCAUCCUAACAUUCUUGAAUAAUUUCUGUUUUUACUUAACUAUGAUACUCCAUAAAUUUCUUCUGUAUGUUGUAAUGAAACCAUAAUUACAGAUUAUUCUAAAAUGGCAAAAAGACUAAUUGUUGGUAUUUAUAAAUAUUUUUUGCCUUCUUAGUUGCAUUACCAUUUUGCAGAAGGGAAGGUGUUUUUUUUUCCCCCGGGGGGGAGGGGACGAAGAAAAACACGUUACUUAAUUCCUUUAGUUUCUGUUAGAGCAUAACUUGAACAGAAGCUUUUGGAUCUCAUUACAACAUUAAUACAGUGGUAAUUAAGUUUCCAAAGCAUGAUGAUAAUUAUAAUUUAUUUAUAGAAAAAGUGAUGAAACCCAUCUUUAAACUAAUUACUGGAAGGCAAUAAAAGGAGCAUAGAGCAUACUUAAGUAUGCCAAACUUGAUAAAUUAUAAGGACUGUAUUAAAAACUAUAAUAUCUAUUCAAAGAAAAGUAUAAAAUUUCAUGCUAGAAAAUCUAAAUGAAAUUAUGUACUUUUCUUCACAGUGAGUGAAUUACUUAAAUGAUACCCAGCUGAUUUAAAAAGUUUCAUGUUCAAGUAUUUAUCUUUGCAGUUCUCAGCUAUAAAUCCAAUAGUAGCUAGGGAGAAUUAUGGCAGGAAAAAUUAUCCAUGACAUUUAAUUGAUCCUGUACCAAAGAUCUUUAGACAGAAGGUAUCUCUAGUACAUUUUAAGCAUCCGUAUCAGACCGGACAAUAUUGACAGGUCAGCAGUGUACUUCCAGUGCAUGAAUAGCAGUAGCGGGUUGCCAAAUUGUUAAAUUUUUGACACAUUUAGAUUCAUAUUAAGUUUAUAGCUUUUCUUCUAAUUAGGCACUUAAUUUGAUAAGUCAAGGAAAUAUUUGAAAUCUGCUACAUAUCUCAAUUUUCUUACAUUUUUAUAUACCUAAAUUUCUUCUACAUAUCUUAUGUAGUUUUGUAUAAAAGUUUUGUAAUAAAUAAAAAGUUAAAAUAUGUUUGUGUUGUAUGAUUAUGGCAAUAUCUAUAUUAGUGGAUGAUUCAUUUGAUAUCUUGCUAAUAUAAUUUUGUACCCCUUCCAACUUGAGGAAAAUUUUAUUUGUGACGUGAAAUUUUUGUUGUUGUAUAUAUGAUCUUGUCUCAGUUGCAGAGCAUAACUAUUUUCAUGGUAAUAUUUUUAGUGUGUACUAUUCCUUUAUUUUUUGUUAUGCACAGAUUAUUUUUCAGAGUUUCUGAUUAUCAAAUCUCACUUGUUUUAUUCUUGAAUAAUGCUAGUGUGAAAGAAGUUGUCAGAUAUUGCUGAAAUUGUUGUUUUAAUGAUAUGUAUUGUACACGAGUUGUUUUACUUGUUCAUAUUGUUUAACUGAAACAAAAUAUUAGUCACCAUCUUUGUAUUCAAUGUAAAAAUAUACUUUCAUGUUAUAUUAUGUUCCACGAUGUUUUUUGUUUCCAGUUAGCAGCUGAAGCUGUACUUUACAUUCUCUAAAAUUUUGUAAAUUAUUAAUGAAAAAUAUUUUUGUUAUAUGACUGACAUUUUGAAAAUUGUAAUAUUUUUUGGCCACUUUUUAUUAGUAAGUAAAUAUAUGUAUAUGAGUUAAUAAGCAUUCAGCAUCAAUUAAGUGUGCAGCAUUGCUGCAGAUAAAAAUUCUCAUUCCUUGUAAUUUACAUUCAAGAAAUGACAAACACAAAUAAGCUAACUGACAUUAUAUUUGAUAUAGGUUCUAAAAGAGAAAAUAGGAUUGUGAAAGAAGGUGCUCUACAGGUAGCAGUUCUGACAAAAAUGGGAAGAGUUUCAUUAAACAUGAAUGGAAGCCUCUCUUUUUUGGGGGGGGAGGGCUAAAAUUAUUUUGUAACUAAACUUUAGGAACUGCUUAACAAUCUGCAAAUAUGUUACAUUUUCCCUAACUUUUUAAUGUAUUCAGAUCUUUAUAAUGCUUAGGAUUAACCAGAGCUUUAGUUGAACAUAAAAACAACUACCUUCUGUGUGGUGUGUGAUAUUAUAAAUGAAAUUAAUAUUUAGAUAUAAGCAAUAAUCAUGAAUCAUAUUUUAAUGUUUGGAUACUUGCUGACUUGGCUUUCAAUAAACCAGUCAGCCAUUUCACCAUCACUUCAUCAUGAUUGUUACCCAGAGAUAGACUGAUAAUGCGCCUACAGGAGAGGGGAGAAAGAAUACAAACAGCUAAGCCUUAUUUAGGAAUCAAAGCCAUGCCAUCUGGCAUUGCAUAAUAGGUACCCACCACUUACCAACUGGGGUAAUGUAAUUGCAGAACUUUAAAGUACAUUAUUAGUGCCCCAUUAAUUAUAUCAACAGGAUACAUCAAGUAUGUUUUUCAUAUUCUUUUCAUUCUGUGCCAACUUACUUAUAAUUUUGUUGCGAUUUAGAAUGUCUUACUUUGUUGAGAGUUGGUUUUAUAUCUAUUAAAUAUGUCUAAUUGCCAUUUAAUUAUAUAUGUAUCUUAUUUCAAGCAAAGCUACUUCAUUAAUAUUAAUUUUGAGCAGUUAAAAAUUCUGAGAACCUGCAGUGUUCAUUAAAACUGCUUGGUACUCUACAAUAUUUUGAAUUCUGGUUCAUAUUCAAGGUACCUCCUCUUUUUGCUAUUUGUUUUAAUUAUUAUUUGAAGUAUCAUUAGUAAUGAUGAAAUUUGUUCACUUGCAUAUGUGCCCCAUUAUAUUCAAAUCUAAUAAAUUUUAAGAACAUGCAUUAUAGGAAAUAAUUGUAAUGUGCUGUAUUAUAAUUCUCUGUGAUCAUAUUGGUGAGACUCACAUUAGUUCAGUGUUUGAAAUAUCCUAGGUCUUUGAUCUCCUACUUAUCUCAGUCUGUGCCAAAGACCAUUCUCUCCCCCCAAUCCCUUCUGUGAGGUGUUAAAAAUAUAGUCUUGAUGAAAAUAAAUAUGUAUUAUGUAACCUUUU
Messenger RNA from Stegodyphus dumicola, 8830 nucleotides. It is a transcript of the gene mon2, whose product is annotated as Mon2 homolog, regulator of endosome-to-Golgi trafficking. The record is from RefSeq and is a predicted model, not a curated record. Lineage: Eukaryota; Metazoa; Arthropoda; Arachnida; Araneae; Eresidae.